UUUGCCACCAAGCUGCAUAAAAGCGGCGAUGUGGAAGAGGAGAACUAAGCAGAGAUUCCUGAUUCGUCUCUACAGCUUCACUCACACACACCAACAUGACAAACCCAGUCACAUACGAGGAACUGAAGGUUCUCUUGGCCCAAAGCAAAGAUCUGAUUCUGAUUGAUGUCCGUGAGACAGACGAGGUGAACAAAGGACGCAUCCCCAGGUCCACUCACAUUGCCCUUGGCACUGUCGAAACUGCUUUCAAAAUGAGCCCAGAGGAUUUCCAGGCCACAUACGGGAUUCCCAAACCUGCACUGGAUGCGCCUGAGCUGGUGUUUUACUGCCGGUCAGGGAAGCGGUCAGCAGAGGCCAUCGGCAAAGUCAGAGAACUUGGAUAUGUGACAGCACGUAAUUACACCGGCUCUUACCUGGACUGGUCUAGCAGGGAGGGAUAAAGAUUCACGUUGGAGAAGAGCCUCACACUGUACACUAUAUUUAUAUAUUCAUAUAAACUGUAUAAACCUUCUAUACAUUGAUCAUGUUGGUUCUUAUAGAACACGUCUCUGAAUGUUAUAUGUGUGAAUAAGUAACUUGCAAAUAAAAUAAAAUUCUUUUUGUUCUUAAAAGUGUUUUUAUGGACAUCUCGGAUCCAAACUUUCAUAAGAUAUGAAAAGACAGAUAACUUUGACCAGUGCAACAUAUUUACCUCAUCCAGUUCACUAACAAGCAAAAACAGAGAUAACUCUACUGCAGUGAUUCUUCCUAAACAAUUUUCUAAUUAGUCUGUUAAUAAACAGUGUCGUUAUUAA
This is a messenger RNA of Xiphophorus maculatus (southern platyfish), 794 nucleotides long. Its product is annotated as thiosulfate:glutathione sulfurtransferase-like. The record is from RefSeq and is a predicted model, not a curated record. The coding region runs from base 96 to 440 and encodes 114 amino acids. Gene Ontology annotation, cellular component: mitochondrion. Lineage: Eukaryota; Metazoa; Chordata; Actinopteri; Cyprinodontiformes; Poeciliidae. The transcript has 4 exons. Gene Ontology annotation, molecular function: thiosulfate-cyanide sulfurtransferase activity.